AUGGGAGCUUCGGGGAAAUGGAUUAAGACGCUGAUCAGUCUCAAAAAGCCCUCCUCUGUCAAUGAACCCGAAAAAGUGGGCGGAAAGAGCAGAAAAUGGAGGCUAUGGAGGAGUGCUUCUGGAGGGAUUACGACCACGAAAGGUGCGAAAAGUGGCGGAGAUGAAACUGAGGGGUCGGAGGGUUCUGCUUACUUUUAUGAUGCUGAGAUGGCGGCAGCCGUGGCUGCCUUGGCGAAAGCUUCACCGAAGGAUUUCAUGGUUGUUCGAAGAGAAUGGGCUGCCGUCCGAAUUCAGACCGUGUUUCGUGCUUUCUUGGCGCGAAGGGCCUUGAGGGCCUUGAAAGCUUUGGUACGGCUGCAAGCUAUUGUCCGUGGGCGGCUCGUGAGGAAGCAAGCCGCCGUGACAUUAAGGUGCAUGCAGGCCCUUGUUCGGGCUCAAGCCCGUGUUCGGGCUCAAUGUGGCCAAUCAUCUGCAGGAGGGGACUUUGAAAGUCUAAAUCAAGUCGACCCUGUUAAGAAGGCUGAGAGUGGAUGGUGUGAUAGCCGUGGCACGGUCGAGCAAGUGAUGUCCAAGUUACAAUUGAAGCAAGAUGGAGCUCUCAAGAGGGAGAGAGCCAUUGCCUAUGCCCUUGCCCAACAGCAGUUACGAAAAACCCCCAUUUCAUGCUCGAGACGUAACAUGAUUGGGACCCCAAAUAGAAUGGACAAGAACAUAAUCGGAGGCCUCAACUGGCUCGAACGUUGGAUGGCAGCCAAGCCCUGGGAGACGAGGCUGAUGGGAGAAUUCCAAUCAGACUCGUUCCAAACGCCACAAAUCCCAACAAAACACGAAAAACAGCAGCGCGACACGAAAAUCGGGUCCUUCUCGAGAGUGUCCGACCAAGACUCGGUCAAUAUAAGGCGUAAUAACAACAUGAAGGUCCCGAUGAGCUGCCAGCUAAUCCGCUCGUCAUAUGACCCGUGCAACGAGUCGGUUUACGAUGAAAGCUCGACUUCUAAUUCGUCGACCACAACUUCUGAAACUCCCACGAAGCCAAGUUAUAUGAAGCCGACUAGGUCGAUCAAGGCCAAGCAAAAGAGUGUUGUUGCUUCUUGUAAUUUGUCGGGCAAUCGGUCAGUUUUGGGGAGGUCGGUGGAGGACUUGCCGCUGAAUUGUAGAAAACCGAGCCCGCUCUCGAAAAAAGGGAAUAAUGGCGUUGGUGCGAGGAGGAGCACGGAUGUUGAUCUCUAUUGUGUCGACAUGUGUCGGGAUUUGUACCCGACUACGAAUGCGGGUCACUGUUAUCACAAGUAA
This is a messenger RNA of Striga hermonthica, 1293 nucleotides long. Lineage: Eukaryota; Viridiplantae; Streptophyta; Magnoliopsida; Lamiales; Orobanchaceae. The record is from the annotation of a GenBank genome assembly.